AUGGAAACAGAUUCCGAAAAUGAUUAUUCAUCUUCUGAUGAAGACGAUGUUGAUCUCGAAUCACAGGGACCCUUCACAUCUUCCAUCGGUCGGCGAUCGUACCAAGGUGAGUUUAGAAUUUAUACAUUUUUGAUGUUUACAUUAUUCAUUUCAGACACCGAUUUCGUGUUGCGAUCUGAUAGCAGUUUGUCUGAUUCUAGCGCAGAAUCUGAUGAAGUUUACCAAAACGGCAGUCAAUCGGAUGAUUAUGAUUUUGACCUUGAAGAUCAUGGUGAUAUAGAUGGAGAAAAUCAAAAUAAUGAUCCGGUUAUGGAAACUUCUCACCUACAUAGUAAGUUAACUUAUGCCCAAAAAAUAUAUAUUACAUUGUGUUUGUGUAUUAAAUUGUUCAUUUUGUUCAGAUCUUUCCAAACAUCUUCUCGGAUUUCUUCUUGUCAAAUUUGCAAUGUCGAGAAAACAAUUGGAAGAGACGAUUGCUGUGAUGAACAUUGUUUAUGGUGGUCAUUGUCCAGUCGGUGUAAGUCUUCAGAGUGUGGGAAACUACGAAAUUAGUAGGUAGAAUAAAUCAUUUCGAUCUUCAGAAAUAACUAAUUUUUUUUCUUCAUUUGUUCUCUCUCUCAACUUGCCGUUGAUUUGCAGGCUUCAUCAGUUUGGAAUUAUGCGAAACAAAUGGGUGAUAGGUUCAAAGUUCGAAAACAAUUUUACUGUACCGAAUGCCGGUGGAAGUUAUCCGCGAAUAACAAAAGAUGCCCGAAUCCAUACUGUGACCGUUGGAGGUGAUUUGAUUUAAAAAAGAAGAUAAUAUCUUCUUUAUAUUAUUAUACCGUAUAUUAUACCAAAACUAUUUUUUUAGAAAUAUUGUGAAAAAUGGAAAAAGUACUGCUGAAAAUUGCCUUGUCGAUUAUAGUGUGGAAAACCAGAUGCGAUUUUUACUUGAAGACAAUUUGGAAGAAAUAGUCGCACAUCAUCAAGCCAUUCACGAUAACCAAGUUGUGAGUUUUAUUUUACUGCUUAUACAUAUACAUGAAAAAUGCCCUAUUUUUCAGGAAGAAUCAAUCGAUGAUGUUCGAACUUUGCCGAUUUAUCGAAGUAAAAUAGAGUCUCGCCAACAAUUUGAUGAGAAAAAGAUUACAAUUGUUGUCACUGGAAGUUUUGAUGGGGCACGUCCCGCAAAACUUACAAAGUAAGUAUUUUUGAAAAGAAAUUUUUACUUUUUUACAAAAUAAAUAUAUUUCUCAUUUCUUAGACGAGAAAUAACCCCUUUCGUUUUACGGUUGGAAUCGCUGAACAAAAAAGUUCGUAACAUCGAGGAAAAUUUUGUGUUAGCUUCACUUCAUUAUUCAUCCAACGGUGUGAAAUCAGAGGAUAUUGAUGAAUUUACAAAAUCGUAAGUGUGAAAAUAUAUGUACAAUACUUCAAGUUUUUUGUGCCAUAUAUAUAUAUAUGUAAAAACGUUUUUUUCAUUUAAAUUGCCUAACAGAAAUGCAUGUAAUUUUGAAUAAAAUCAAUAAUAUUGGAAUUUAUGAAAAAAUAAAACUAAUUUUGCAUAUCUUUCUGUCCAGGACUGCAACCAAUAAUAAUUUUUGAAGAUUCGUCGUCGAAUACGAAAAAAAUUAUCACAGAAGGCUUCCAAGUUGAGAUUAAUGGCGCUCAAUGGACUAUAUUUAUCAGUGUAUUAGGAAUAAUGAGCGAUAUGAAGGUGUGUUGAUUUAGGUUUAUGAUCUUCUGGUGCAGUUACAUUUCUCUGAAAUUUGUUUAGGGUGCUCGGACAGUAGGAGGCUUGCCAGAUUGGCAAAUACCUGUGGGAUGUCAAGUUUGUGAGACUGUUGGAGAACCUGUUGGUUUGAUGACUAUUUCAUUCAACAAAGUCGAAGAUGCUGAUUUGCGGACAACAACGUCCUGCUUGAACGAUAUGGCAAAAAAGGAAAAAGGAUUCAGGAGAGAUGGCAAGUUUUUUUUGUUAUUAGGUCUUAUCGUUAGUUUGCUAAAGAUAUAUAACUUACUGUUCCAGAUUAUUCGAAAUUUGCCAAAUUAUUUGUAGCGGUUAUGAUGCUCCUGGACUUGUUCCAUAUUCGGAAAGAAGGCGUUAUUAAAAAAGCGCUAAAAGGUAUGUUACGAGCAGUGAAUGUUGAUUUCUGGACCUGCAGUACUGGCCAAAAAGAUAUGCAAAACUAGUUUUUCGAGUUAAUUUACUGAAAACUGUCGAAUUUUGACCCGAAACUUCUUAUGGGUUAUUUUUUACGCUGAGAAGGAAAGUCGUUUGAUGUUCCCCCCUGAAAUAAAACGAGACUAGGUGGAAUCAACUACAUAUUGAUAGGUGAAAAAGCCCAACGGGAUUAAGGAAAUAAAAAUCUAUUUCAAGAGUUAUCUGAAAUUUUUUAAUUUUUCAGAAAUCAUACAAAAAGGUGAAAAAUCAGAAAAUAUGAAUGCUUUUUUGUUGACUGUGAGCCAAACUACGAUUCUUUUUAAAUAAUAGGCUUCUUUGUAUAAAAAUUUGAGGAGUUGCCGUAACUCUUGAAAUAGAUUUUUAUUUCUUUAAUCCUGUUGGGUUUUUUAUCUAUCAAUAUGUAGUUGAUUCCACCUAGUUUUAUUUCAGGGGGGAACAUCAAAAGACUUUCCUUCUGAAUCUGAUUAUAUGCACCAAUUCCAUAGAUAAAAAAUUUUCUUCAACUUAGUAGGUCGGAUCAUCAAAUUUCGACUUUUACAGAAUAUUCAAGUCUAUGUAAUUGAUACAUAUAAUCUGAUUAAGCGUAAAAAUUACUGAUUAGAAGUUUCGGGUCAAAAGUCGACAGUUUUGAGUAAAUUUACUGGAAAAACUAGUUUUGCAUAUCAGAACUUGUGAAAAAUAAGUGGAGCUGGUCCAAACUCAAAAAUACUCGAAGAGCUGCUAUUGAACACGCAUUGAUGAACACAAAACCCACCACAAAUGAAACGGACCUUCUAUCCACAUCAUCGAUUGCAAUCGCAACUGGGUGCCAAAUACAACGCGUAUGUUUUUUUUUCGUUUUCCUUUUUAUGAUGAACUUCAUCAAUUGUAAGUCUUCUUGUUUUCAGAUGGCUAGUAUUGCGCUUCCUUUAGCCGCGGUCAACAUGGUUUUUGUUCAGACGUCUUACGGAUUUUAUGUUUUGACGAUAUUCAUAGUCUUAUGGAAUGAACAAAAUGUUGCGGCUUAUGACACCAUACAGCAAAUUUUCGAUUCUGCUCUUCGUUUAUAUGUUUCGAAGGAACCGGAGAAAGUCCCAUUGAAGGGUCAUGUAGGUUUUUAUGCGAAAUUUGAUAAUGUUUAAUAUGAAAAAUAUAAAAUGAAGAAGAGUGGCAUUGUUCAAAAUUGAUAUAGAAAUCUUCUGGAAGUUAACCUCUAGCUAGUCAGUUUCUGUAAUUUUCAACAUUUUUUCUGAAGAAAUUCCAAUUUCGAAUUUCAAAAGAUAAACUAAAUCUUAUUAGAAUUACAAAUUCAUAUCGAAAAUAAUUUUAUUGUUUAUGAAUUGAUUAUGGAAUAUCUAAACAUCUAAAAAAUUAUCAUAAUUUUGCCUUUUAUUGCCUUUUAAUAUAUACCGAAUCAUUUUAAGGAUUUCUUCAAACAUCAAAUUCUGCAUUUGAAAACGUAUGGUGUGAGAUUCGACAUGGAGCAAUUCGAAAAACUGCACUCUAAAUUUCAAGCAAAUUUAAAUUCAAAAUGUACGAAUGUAAUUGAUUUGUAUGGAUCCAGAUUUCUUGCAAAAUCUGGAAUUCGAUCCGAUUUGAUGAAGGAUCUCGAAGAUCAACAAGACUAUGCAAAAAAUGUUAUACAUUCAAUUUUGGAUAUUGAAAUCGAUGUGCCAAACUAUGGGAUAUUGAACGAGGUGGAGAAAGAGUUGGUGUCAAUAUCAGAUUUGGAUUCGAUAAACGUAUUUGAGAAUUUGGAGAAAAUAACCAAAUUUGGGUAAGUUGAAAUUGGGGUUGUUCGAAAUCAACUUAUUGGAAAUAUUCAGAUCUAGAGCUUCUUGUGAAAAGAUAAAUGGAAAACCAAUAAUUAUCGAUUCGGAAAAAUAUUGGAGAACAAAAAAAACAUGUGGUUCAUAUUUUCUCAAAAAAACAAACGCCGAUUUUAAGUUUAUGAAAUGUAUUAUUUUUUAUGAAUGCAAUGAUGAGGUGUAUGUUUUAGUAGAAGAACUUAGAACAACCACUUUGGUUGAUUUGAUGGAAAACAUGCUGCAAAAUGUGAAAGCGAAUGAAUCCCGAAGCUCGUUCGAACAUUGUCGUUCCAUUCAAGAGAAGUUCCGGGGUUUGAACACCCCAUUCGAACGGAUCGAAAGCUCAUAUUUAAAUGUUGUAAAAUUUAGCGAUGUCGUUGGAAGUGCGAUUUUCAUUCCAUUUGAACGGCUCAAGUUUAUCACUAUGCCCCCUUAAAUAUAAUUCUCAUUUUCUUCAUUUAUUGAUUAGUAUGUCAACGGCGUCCAUUUCUAUUUGAAUGCCUUCUUGCGUUCCGACAAUCUUUUUUUUUUAUAAUGAAAAUACAAUUUCUUCUUUAAUAAGUCAAUUACCGUUCCAUUUCUAUGUGUUUGAAAUUCACAGUAUAUACCUUCAUAAAAAACACAUGUAAACCUAUCGAUUUCAGAUUACAGUUGUUUCGUGUUCUGAAUUGUGGAUUAAGCAAAAUGGGUGGUAAGUGAAAGGGAUAUGUUGGGUACAUCCUAAACAUUUCCUGUUUCUGAAAUGUUCAAGUAAUUUAUUUGCAGAAAACUUUGCCGCAAUGUCAAAAGUAUCAGGAGUCUCAGAACCAGCAGCUAAUUAUCAAAUGUUUUUGGAAAAAGAUCAAGAAAUUGCCAAUUUGAGAAUGCAACUUUUACAACAACAAAAUCAAAUGGGUAUAAUGCAACAACACCAACCCCCCAAUCCUCUGGCCGCUCCUAUUUCUUAUUACAAAGAUUCGCAUGGUCCUAACAUGUUCAUGACUCCAACAGUGUAUCCUACUCCGACUCCGACACCAGAAUUACCACCACCAACAGCUACUUCAACCACUAGUACGACCAAUUAUUCAACACCUCAUGCAACUCCGCUUUCCACACCAAGUAGACGAUCGCCCAGUAUUGCGACAACGAGUUCACCGAGAUUGGAACCAUGUUACACAUCCGAAUCUAUUUCAUUAGGUAACUUUUUAUGGAUAUUUGUGUUUGAGGGUUUCAAAAAUUAGGGUAUUCCGUGUAAGAUAUAAGAUUGGUAAAAAAGACGAAAAAUCGAAAUAUCGAAAAAAAACAUCAGAUUCGAAUUUUAAAAUCAAUGAAAAUAUUUAUUUAGUCAAUUUUGUUGUUUUUUGAAAAACGAACUAAUUGUUUGAAUUUUUUUAUUCAAAAAAAACAUUGUAUUGUCUUAAUCUAACGAUUUAAUUCCGACCCAAAUCGUUUUUUUAGUUUAAAAAGACGAAAUUCUGAAGAAAAAAACGUGACCUCAAAAUGAUGAAAAUAUAACGAUUCGAAAAUAUAACGAUAGAAAAUCCAAAUUUUUCCGAAACUUCAUAAAACAUCGGAAACGAACAAUGAUUGCAUGUUUUUUUUUUAUAUUUCUAUUUUCGUCUAAUCCUUCGUACUUUUCAAAUCUUACCAAUCUUAAAUCACUCCCAGAGUUGUUUCUCGAAAUUUCUAGAAAAAAAGAUGAAUCUGUAAAUUUUAAAAUUGUGGUAGAGCCAAAAAUAUCGUUAUUUAUUUUCCUUAAAGUUUUAGAGUUUUCAAGAACAAUCCCAUAAACCUAAUUUUCUACAAGCAUAAUUUAAUCAAUUAAUUUUCGAUAAAUCCAAAUCUGCCAGGCCGAAAUUGAUCUUUUUUUCGUUCAGAGCCUCAAUUUUCGAAUUCUAAAUAAUGAGACCCAAAAAAAAAAUCAUAACUCACGAUGUUAAGUCUUGUUCUAACCAAAAAAAUUAUUCCACAUCUGGAAAUUUGAACAAUUUAUGAUUUUAUCCUCUACAGUAGUUUGACUUACUUUCGACUGUUUAAUUGCUUCCCUAGUUAGGAAAAGGGAAACAUUGAGAAAUGACUAAAUUCUGACCAACCGUUUUUUGAUUACAGAUGCGAUGAGAAGUUGUGUCACAAAUGAUCGUCUCGACGCCUACCGGAUUGGGAAUAUUUGCAAAUUAUCCGCAAAAAGCAACUUCCAACGCCACACUUCCAUUAUGAAGGUGAGGAAAAAAUGUUCAGAAAAAUCUAGUGAAUCUUUGAUGUUUGUAGACUUUUGUCAAAGAAAAUUGCGGGCGAGUCAAAGUGUUGGGACUGAGCGAAAAAUGUUAUGAAGCCGAAAAUGCAGGAAUUCUAGCAAUUGCGAAUUCAGUUUUUGUAAGUCUUUAAGUGUUUCAUAAUUAAAAUGUAAAUUUCCGUAGAAAUUAUGAUUAUGAUUGUUCUAUUAAAAAAAUAAGUUACAUCUUUAACUUGAUAAUUUGAAAAUGUUUCAAGCAAAAAAUAGAAGUUAUCAAAGUACAAUUACUAAACUCUGAGAACUUCUCUGAAAAUCUCGGAAUUGCUUUCAGCAAAACAUGGUUUCAAUGAGAAAAGGAAAUGAAGAAAUCAAACAAGCUCGUGAUAAUUUUGAUAUCAUUGGAUCCACGUCGAAUGUUUCCACAAUGUUUUUUGUCGAUGCUAGAUGUGGAGAAGGUUAUAAGGUAAUUCAAUCGCAAAAAAUUCAAUACAUUCAGACGAUUUACAAACGUCGCGGUAAAGGUGUAAUUGUUUCCCACAUACAAUUUUCCAGUAAAAAUUUUAUCAAAAUGUUUGAAUUUUUUCUACGAGUUUUUUGAAUAGAACUUGGGAAAACUCAAGAAAAGAAACUGCUAAAAUGCCUCAAAUCUCAUUUCCAACUUGUAGGCUGUCUUUAAAUAGUGAGACGUUUUGGAAAUAAUCUGCUCAAAAAACAGCCUUCUUUACAAUUCUCUAUGAAAAAACGCACAUUCACAUAUUACAUAUUACAGACUGGUCACACUCGAAAAAUUGGUGAUUUGCAACCACCUAGAGAUGGUUGUUCUGAGCUCAUGAAAAUGAAACAUUACAUGAUCUAUUUUCUUGGUGAAGUGAGUUUUUUUUCCCGUUAUAACACGGUGAAUUUAUCAAAAUUUGAUUUUAACCUCAUUUCUUAUAAAACCAGAAAUAUAUUUUUUGAGAAGUAUUCUUGUUCAAUAAGUAUCUUCUUCUGCUUACUCGCAUUUAUCCCGAUUUGGAAGCCUGUUCAAUAAAUAUGAGAAAAUAAAAAUGAGAAAUGAUUUUUAAAAAGUUUUUUCAAAAACAACUUUAAAUUUGCAGAUUGUUGAUGAAGACUUGAAAGCCAAAUUGACAUCAACAUCAGUCAAUUUUUUUGUGGAAGACGGAGAUGAAACAAAUGCGAAUGACGAUAUUGAAGAAGUCGAAGAAGAAGAACCUUCCGAUGAAUCUGACGAGCCAUCACAGGUGUCUAAACAUGGAUCUCGAAAUGAAAAUUUGGUGGAAUUAAACGGAUUUAUUAAGAGGAACAUGUUCGGUUAGUCUGAUUUAUAUAAAACUUUUUUUCAAAUAUUCAAACAAAUUAUCUAAUAAGAUGGAUCUGAAUUCUGAUUGUAUGAUUGAUUCAGCUUCAGAAUAAAUAUAGAAACAUGUAAAUUUUCAAUUUUGAAUAAAAUAUUUCGAAAUAAAUUCUAAUUUUUUUAGAUGUCUUUCUCCAAUUCUACAAAUUAUCGAGUCCAUUAUUGACUGAUAGAAGACAAUGGAAAGUUGCCGAUUUAGAAAAUGAUCCAGAUUUUCUGAAUUUUGGGACGGAUUGGGAUGCAAGAAUCGAAAAAAUGGCGCAUUUGCGUAAAAAAUACAAGGAUUUCAAAAAAGUUCAUUUCAAGAAAACACUGAAACAAGCAGUGUGAGUUGUUUUUUCCAAUUGCUCUAAAUAUGCAUCACAUCCUAUUUUAUAGCUAUGAUUUUCGACGUGGAACUUGGGAUCCAAAGAAAAAAGCAAAGAAAUUCAAAGGAAGAGAAGUUAGUUCUGCUUAUUCAACGUAUAUUUUUUUAAUCAAUGUGUUUUUUAUUCCAGCGUGAUUCAAAAGUUCGAAUCAAUGCGAGAAAUAUGAAAAAGCGUAAAGCCAGCGAAUUGGAUCCAAGUUAA
This is a messenger RNA of Caenorhabditis angaria, 8089 nucleotides long. Lineage: Eukaryota; Metazoa; Nematoda; Chromadorea; Rhabditida; Rhabditidae. The record is from the annotation of a GenBank genome assembly.